AUGAAAGUCUCUCUCUCUCACACUCUCUCUCUCUCUCUCUCUCUCUCUCUCUUUCUGUGUGUGUGUGUGUUUCUCUACAUCUCUCUGUCUUUCUCUCUCUUUUUCUAUCUCUCUGCAUUUGUCUCUCUGCUUCUCUCUCUCUGUCUUUGUCUCUCUUCUUCUAUCUCUCUGCAUUUGUCUCUCUGCCUCUCUCUCUGUCUUUCUCUCUCUUCUUCUAUCUCUCUGCAUUUGUCUCUCUGCCUCUCUCUCUCUCUGUCUUUGUCUCUCUUCUUCUAUCUCUCUGCAUUUGUCUCUCUGCCUCUCUCGGUCUUUCUCUCUCUUCUUCUAUCUCUCUGCAUUUGUCUCUCUGCCUCUCUCUCUCUCUGUGUCUUUGUCUCUCUUUUUCUAUCUCUCUGCAUUUGUCUCUCUGCCUCUCUCUCUCUGUGUCUUUGUCUCUCUUUUUCUAUCUCUCUGCAUUUGUCUCUCUGCCUCUCUCUCUGUCUUUGUCUCUCUUCUUCUAUCUCUCUGCAUUUGUCUCUCUGCCUCUCUCUGUCUUUCUCUCUCUUCUUCUAUCUCUCUGCAUUUGUCUCUCUGCCUCUCUCUCUCUGUCUUUGUCUCUCUUCUUCUAUCUCUCUGCAUUUGUCUCUCUGCCUCUCUCUGUCUUUCUCUCUCUUCUUCUAUCUCUCUGAAUUUGUCUCUCUGCCUCUCUCUCUCUCUGUGUCUUUGUCUCUCUUUUUCUAUCUCUCUGCAUUUGUCUCUCUGCCUCUCUCUCUCUGUGUCUUUGUCUCUCUUUUUCUAUCUCUCUGCAUUUGUCUCUCUGCCUCUCUCUCUGUCUUUGUCUCUCUUCUUCUAUCUCUCUGCAUUUGUCUCUCUGCCUCUCUCUCUGUCUUUCUCUCUCUUCUUCUAUCUCUCUGCAUUUGUCUCUCUGCCUCUCUCUCUGUCUUUGUCUCUCUUCUUCUAUCUCUCUGCAUUUGUCUCUCUGCCUCUCUCUCUCUCUGUCUUUGUCUCUCUUCUUCUAUCUCUCUGCAUUUGUCUCUCUGCCUCUCUCUCUGUCUUUCUCUCUCUUCUUCUAUAUCUCUGCAUUUGUCUCUCUGCCUCUCUCUCCGUCUUUCUCUCUCAAUCUCCAUUUAUUAA
This is a messenger RNA of Acanthosepion pharaonis, 1113 nucleotides long. NCBI's taxonomy places the organism in Eukaryota, Metazoa, Mollusca, Cephalopoda, Sepiida, Sepiidae. The record is from the annotation of a GenBank genome assembly.